Molecule: messenger RNA, 555 nt
Organism: Prunus armeniaca (apricot)
Lineage: Eukaryota; Viridiplantae; Streptophyta; Magnoliopsida; Rosales; Rosaceae
Source: the annotation of a GenBank genome assembly
AUGGCGAAGCGAGAGCUUUCCAGCACGCUUAGGAACUUAAAGUUCAUGCAAAGAGCAACUCAGAGAGAGGAGAAGAAAGAAGAAGAUGUCAAACCUGCUGUCGAUUUUACUUUCCCUGCCAGCCAAAUAAGGAAGUGUAUGGUCAUAAUGGAAGGUGACCCCCAUCCUGGAGCAAUUAAAGGGCGGAUGUCGUUUCAAAGUUUUAAUCCAUUGAUUGAUAAACUGAAUGAAGCAUCGGCAAACCCUUGUCAGCCUGCUGCCACUUCUUCUGGUAUCCAAAGUGAAAAAGGGUCAUUUAGAGAAAAUGGGUCCUCAACGGAUGAAGCAGAAUGUUCAAAUACUAAUAAGUCGAAUUGUGAGCGUGAUGGAGACCAUAAAAGAAAACAGUCUGAAGUAGUUUCUGGAAAACAAUAUCCGAACAAGUCUCCCAAAGUUGAUCAAGGUGAUCAGCUGUCAUCACCAAAUAAAAGUAAAGGCUCGUUCAAGAAACCAAAGGGUGAAAAGCUGGACUGGAACAUUCUUAGACCGACAAAAAAUCAAAACAAAAGAGGUUGA